AUGCAGCCAAGUCAGCUUUUGCAUGGACUUCGUUCUUAUACAACCAUGGUUCCUCAGCCCGACAGGGGUUCGAUCUUGUCAAGAGGGCUUAUGACUUGUACUCCGCUUUCAGAUCGCUUUUCGAAGUGCAAGGCUUUCCGAGGGAUUGCAAGUUUGAGCAUCAACAGGAUGGCAGAAGCAGGGUUGUUGAGGCUGGGCCGUUUCGGAAUGAAGCUGCUGUUUGACAAGAUUGUGCAAUGGAUAGAAGAACAGCUGCUUGCAAAGGUCUUGAGCAACAUCAUUGGCCAAAUUGGAAAAAUGCUGGAGGCAUACAUACUGUCGUGGUUCAGCCCGGCAUGUUCGGCAGUUUUCAAUCUGGUCGACGAUGCAUCUAGUUUGGUAGAUGAUUUGAAUGGAUACUGGGUCACGCCGCUGACUGCUCGAUUGCUUCCUUUCGUCCUGGACUUGCUGAGCCCGAUCGUCGCACGCAUGCGUGAUUAUUUCUUCGACCUAUUCUACGUCAACCUUGCCAAGCCUAUUCUGACGUGA
Symbiodinium sp. CCMP2592 is the source of this 528-nucleotide messenger RNA. The record is from the annotation of a GenBank genome assembly. NCBI's taxonomy places the organism in Eukaryota, Dinophyceae, Suessiales, Symbiodiniaceae.